AUGGCACUGGACAUGGAUAUCCACGGAUUGUUGGUCAUAGGUGAUUUGGAUUUGUUGAUCCAUCAAGUACAAGACAAGUGGGCCGCGAAGAAUGCCAAGAUCAUACCAUCUGUGAACCUCGCACAGAGAUUAUGCAAGAAAUUCAAAAAGAUCAAAUUCAAGCAUACACUAAGAGCUCAAAAUGAGUUCGACGAUGCUUUGGGCACUAUAGCAUCAAUGAUCCAGCAUCCUGAAAGCAGUCACAUUGACCUGUUGGAAAUAAGUUUGAGAGAAGAUCCCUCCUAUUGUUCCCAUGUGGAAGCGGAACCCGACGGCAAGCCAUGGUACACUGACAUCAAGAUGUAUCUGGGAAAAGAAGAGUAUCUCCAAAAUACCACAAGAAAUCAAUGGAAGACUCUCCGGAGAAUGGCCAACAGAUUCUUCCUGAACAAGGAAAUUCUCUACAAGCUGACGCCAGACCUAGGGUUGGUCCGAUGUGUGGAUGCCACUGAGGCUAUGAAACUUUUAGAAGAGAGUAUCAGGUUAGAUCCACUUCCGUGA
This is a messenger RNA of Lycium barbarum (goji berry), 540 nucleotides long. RefSeq lists its product as uncharacterized. The record is from RefSeq and is a predicted model, not a curated record. Gene Ontology annotation, molecular function: nucleic acid binding; RNA-DNA hybrid ribonuclease activity. The transcript is spliced from 2 exons. NCBI's taxonomy places the organism in Eukaryota, Viridiplantae, Streptophyta, Magnoliopsida, Solanales, Solanaceae. Bases 1 to 540 code for a protein of 179 amino acids.